AUGUCAAGGCUCUCACGAGCUGUAUCAGAUGCCCUAGGAGGAUCCUCACGCAGAGGCUCCUUUUCUGACGAAGGUCGCUACGUUUCUAGAGAGUCCAGGCUGUACGAGCCUCGUGGGAGAAGCGCACCAUACAACGAUGCAUCAUACCCUUCGCCCGGGGAGGAUUACUACUACGGAGAGCGCGAGUCUCCAAGAUCACGCCGAAGCCGUGCAACCGACUACUACUAUUCUCCUGAAACCACACCAGGCCGCCAUCGAGCCCGCAGUCGAGCUCUAUCUCCGGGUCCUACAUUGUCAAAAACACCAGAUAUAAGCGAAUCAUCUCGAAACAGCCGCCGGCAAAAGUCGACCCAUGUAAUUGAAGACUCCCGUCCUCCAGUAACGAGCCGCAUAAUCCCACCCCUCGUGUAUCAUGUCGACCCUUACACACCACCCUCUCCUCGCCGAGCCAGUUCUACAUCGUCGAGAAAGAGUAGAUCGAAAGAUUCUCCCGAACGCGAGAGCCGAUUUAGCCGCCUCCUUCGCCGAUCUUCAAGUCGAAACGAGUCUACUGAGAAGUUGAGCCAUCCCGAGCGCCGAUCAAGAUCCGAGAAGCCGCGGGGCUUGGUCGAGUGUGUUAUCUGCACAGAUGAAGUAUCAUCGUCCAAGGGUUCGGAUUUGAAAUGCGGGCAUCGCAUGUGCAACUCUUGCUUGAAGCGCAUCUUUCGACUUUCAGUAACAGAUCCCCAACAUAUGCCUCCACGAUGCUGUACAAAGGACGACAUCCCCCUCAAAUGUGUCGACCAGCUCUUUGACCAUUCUUUCAAGAAGAAUUGGAACGCCAAAUAUGACGAGUUUACAUCCCGUAAUCGACUGUAUUGCCCUGCUCGUGGCUGCGGUCAGUGGAUAAAGUCGGACAAUAUUCGCAAAGAGGGCAGUAGGAAGGUUGGUCGCUGUGGACGCUGCAAGACACGAGUAUGCGCCAAGUGCGGCGAGGUGAUGCAUACUUCGUCAAAAUGCCCCAAAGAUGAAAGCACCAAGCAGUUCCUCAACCAGGCUGCCGAGGAAGGCUGGAAGCGCUGCUACAAAUGCAAGGCUAUGGUUGAGCUCCGAGAAGGCUGUAACCACAUGACUUGCCGCUGCGGCGCCGAGUUUUGCAUGGUUUGUGGUGUAAAGUGGAAAGGCUGCGAUUGUCCUUGGUUCAACAACCACGCAGCAGCAGCCGACCAACUAAACCAUAUGAACAUCCCCGGCCGUGACACUGUCGCCGGAUACUAUCCAACACAUGCGCAAACCUAUGGGGACGAAAUGCGGCUUAGAAGGCUGCAAGAACUCCGCGAUUCGGUUGUUGCAAGAGAGCUCCAGAACAACGACUAUGCUUCUGGUCCGUACGACAUGUCAGGUGGCCUAGGUGGUGUAACUAGCUUCGGAAACGCUUCAGGACAUUUGAUGAAUGAAAGUUACCGGCGGCCGGCAUAUCUAUCGUCGUAUCCGUCACCGCCACGAGCAACCCGCGAUAGACCGGCGCGGUAUCCGGAGCCGGCGCUUGAGCCAGAAAUAUCUCGCGGCAUCUCAGAUCCGUACAGUAGCAGAUACCGCCGCGGAUCUCCUCCGGCACCGCCUCUACGACCGCGACAGAUUUUCAGUAGCGACCGCGCCGAUAUACCCCCGCCUCGAGGCGCCUAUCGAGACGAGCCGCGGUAUGACGCAGGUCUAACGAGAACUCGGUCAGAACGCGUGGUCCCAACUCGGGCGCCUAGACGAUAUGAGGAGGAGUCCAAGAUCUAUGCGCCGAGACACCAACGUCAUUCAAGCGAUUUAAUGGCCAAAUCAUCCGCCAUGGCCGGGUUAAACGGAAAGGAACGGGGUUCUGGGCGUGUUGCCGAAUGGGCGACGUUUGUUGAGCCGGGUGUGCCGGAGGGUGAAUCCGUGGUUGGCCACGCAUAA
[Torrubiella] hemipterigena is the source of this 1926-nucleotide messenger RNA. The record is from the annotation of a GenBank genome assembly. NCBI's taxonomy places the organism in Eukaryota, Fungi, Ascomycota, Sordariomycetes, Hypocreales, Clavicipitaceae.